AUGGAGAUGAUUCGCCCUAAAGCUCCUUCUCUUCGGUGUGUGGCGGAUUUGAUGUUCAGAAACAACAGAACUUGGAACCGUAGGUUUCUUGAAUUUCUGUUUGGUUAUGAAUUGGGGAGUCUGAUUAGUACCAUCCAAAUCAACUCUUUUGCUGAGAAAGACAUGCUCAUUUGGAAGAAUUCGGAUAGUGGUAUGUUCUCGGUCAAGGGGGCAUAUUUAUGCAGUCAAAGGACUCGGUUUGCCGAGAAAAAAGAGUUAUGGAAGUGGUUAUGGGAUAGUAAGAUACACCCCAGGCAAAGUAUGAUGCUGUGGCGUGCGAUAGCUGGGGCACUUCCUUCAGCGGAUAAAUAUGGGGGCAGUAACUCUUGUGUUUGCCCGUUCUGUGGGUCUGAUUCUGAAAGCCCUCUCCAUAUUUUUGUGCGAUCAUUGAUCAAUAUGGACACUUCAUCUAGACAUUACUUUCUGGUUUGGUUUGCCUCAAUUCUCGAAACUGUGUGGCUGUGGCGGAAUAGAUUGUAUCAUGGUUCCCAGGUGCUGAUUUCGAUCGGGACUAUGAUUUCUGAUGCCUGCAAACGUUUUCUUGAGAUGCGGGAUAUCAAGAAGAAUCACCCUGAGAUGGGAGCUGUCUCCAUCUCUCGCCAGAUAUCUCCUGGAGUAACCUCGAAGAUGAUUGUGACGGAUGGUUCUUUUAAAGAUGGUGUUUUUGGGGGUGCUCUGGUGGCCAUUGAUUGUAUCACUAAUCAAUGGUUUAUCAAAACAACCUCAGGAAAACAGGACUGUGCUAUUGCUGCUGAACUUGAAGCUAUUAAAUUAGCUUUACUCUGGACUAAGGAAAAGAAUUGGGAAGGAGUGAGCAUCUUCACUGACUCUCAAAUUGUUGUGAACUCUCUUCUGAAGAACUCUUGCCCGAAUUGGAGAUUUAGAUCUUUAUUUGAUUCUGUUGCUGCUUUGAAAAACACUUUAGUUAAUUGUUCUUGUGUUUUUAUUUCCCGAGAUCUUAUUACUUUUGUUGAUGCUUUAGCAAAAGAAGCUAGAAGUUCCUCCAAGGAACAUCUGAAUUGUCAAGGGGAGGGAUUUCCCCCUGUGGAUCCCAUGAACCUUUUCUCGGUUUAA
Cannabis sativa is the source of this 1113-nucleotide messenger RNA. RefSeq lists its product as uncharacterized. Lineage: Eukaryota; Viridiplantae; Streptophyta; Magnoliopsida; Rosales; Cannabaceae. The record is from RefSeq and is a predicted model, not a curated record. Gene Ontology annotation, molecular function: nucleic acid binding; RNA-DNA hybrid ribonuclease activity. The transcript has 2 exons. The coding region runs from base 1 to 1113 and encodes 370 amino acids.